Molecule: messenger RNA, 1371 nt
Organism: Parnassius mnemosyne (clouded apollo)
Lineage: Eukaryota; Metazoa; Arthropoda; Insecta; Lepidoptera; Papilionidae
Source: the annotation of a GenBank genome assembly
AUGUCUGAUCCGUGUACGUCAAGUUCUGUUACAAAAAAACGAGUUUUUAUUCAUCGCCAAGCACGGGAAAUGGCAAAAAAUGUUCUAGACAUGUGUGUUAAAGAAAGGCAGAACAACAAUUUAACAUUCACAUUAAAUAAUGCUUACGAUCGCGCAAGCCGUUAUACUGGACUCUCGAAGAGAACAUUGUCUGCAAUUCAAAAUGAAGCCAAAAAAGGGCCUCUUUGUUCGCCUUCUAAAAAGAAAAGACAGUGUAACAAGAAGACAAAUUUAAACGUCGAUGAUUUUGAUCGAGAUGUUAUACACAGAAUUAUUGAAGAAUUUUAUUUAACUAAAAAAAUUGUUCCGACCUGCAUUAAACUCCUCGCAGCUAUUCGAGAAAAAAUCGAGUUUCCAUGGGGAGUGACGAGUUUAAGAAAAUUGUUAAAAGACAUGGGAUAUAGAUGGCUUAAAUGUCAUAAUAAACGUAAAAUUUUGGUGGAGAGGCCAGCUGUCGCAUAUGCACGGUCAAUUUAUUUGCGGAAAAUUCGUCAGUAUAGGCAAGAAGAUCGAAAUAUUUUUUUUCUCGAUGAAACAUGGUUAGACAACAACCUCACAUUUAAAAAAUGCUGGAGAAAUGAAAUGAUCGACGCCGUGUUGACGGAUACAAGCUCCACGAACAGGCUCAUUCUUGUCCACGCAGGAUCGAGAGGAGGGUUUUUAAAUGGUGCAAAGUUACUUUUUAAGGCUGGUACUACGUCAGGUGAUUAUCACGGACAGAUGAACAGUGUUAAUUUUGAGAAGUGGGCCACUGAUAUGUUAAUCCCUAAUCUACCACAAACCAGCGUUGUUGUGAUGGACAACGCACCGUAUCAUAGUGUACAAGAAAAUAAAGUCCCAACAAAGUCCAGCACCAAAUCAGUAAUGUUGGAAUGGUUAAUCAAGAACAAUAUCGAAGCUUCACUUACUAUGAGAAAAGAUCAGCUCUUUCACUUGGUUCAGUUACAUAAACCUACGGAAAAAUCUUUCAAAAUCGAUGAAUUCAUCAGAAGUCAAGGCCAUAUCGUAGUAAGACUACCACCGUACAUGUGCGACCUCAACCCUAUUGAGUUGGCUUGGGCAAAAGUAAAAAGAAUUGUAAGGCAUCACAAUGUUACUUCUGAUUUCUCCCUAAAAAGGUUAAAAGAAGUUACGGAGCUGGCUCUCUCUCAGGUCACAGAGGAAGAUUGGCGUGGCUUCGACGAUCACGUCAUAAUUUUAGAAGAAAAUUAUUGGCAAAGAGAUGGAUUAAUGGAAGAUACCAUAGAUCGAUUUGUAAUUGAGGUCAGCGAUGGUGAGGAUAGUGACACCGAUUCAACCAAGUCUGCCAUUUCAGAAUCUGAUGCUGCAUAA